AUGUGCAUCAUGGCUUGCAAUCGAUCCAAUGAGAUCCCCAAUCUCUCUAUGGAUGAGGGGUCCUACCUCAGCCAACAGCUGAGCCCCCAGUCUCGACCGACCGAGUUUUUCAACAGAGCUUCCGAUCCCCUAGCUGCCAACUGGAGCUAUGACAGUGCCAUCGAUCUGUUUUCACUUAACCCCACAGAGAUGGAGCCCGUGUCCUUUGACUUUGCCGACAGCUUGACGAACCUUGAGUCCAAGGACUUGUUUGCUGACCCGUUCGUCGGUUCGUCUGGCAUCAGUGGCUUCUCCAUGCCCAUGCCCGAGGAUGCUGCUUCCCUCUCAUCGGAGCUCGACAGUGACGAUCAAUCAUGGCCAUCUGCUGCGGCCCGCCAGUCGAUUGAUUCAAACGCGUUCGAGGUCACCAACGAGGCCUCCGACUUCACCUCUCAGACUCAACCAGAGAUCAAGACUCGCUCAUCAAAAAGAUGGUCGUCAAGUCCCGAGAUGAAACAAGAAGAUUUUCCCACACCGCAACCCUCCAAAUACACCUCCACAUCCCGCAAGACCCGCAGUUUCUCCCGAGACUCCAACCGCUCAUCCGGCAGCCAAGACCCGCAGAUGCGGAACGCCGCCAAGCGUGCCGCUCACAACAUCAUCGAGAAACGCUACCGGACAAACAUGAACGCCAAGUUCGUCUCUCUAGAGCAGGCCAUCUCGCCAUCAGGUAUUCAAAAACACACUAAGGUUGGUGCUGGCUCUCUAAAGAAAUCAGAGAUCCUCACCAACGCCCUCUCAUACAUUGAUGGUAUUCAACAAGAGAACCAAGCCCUGCACAAGGAGCUAGCAAUGCUCAAGCAGAGCAUGGCAGCGGGUGCAAUCUGGCGCCCCACCAAACAACCCCGAAUGUGA
Molecule: messenger RNA, 894 nt
Organism: Penicillium soppii
Lineage: Eukaryota; Fungi; Ascomycota; Eurotiomycetes; Eurotiales; Aspergillaceae
Exons: 2
Coding region: 1-894 (297 amino acids)
Molecular function (GO): protein dimerization activity
Source: RefSeq, a predicted model, not a curated record